Molecule: messenger RNA, 1762 nt
Organism: Urocitellus parryii (Arctic ground squirrel)
Lineage: Eukaryota; Metazoa; Chordata; Mammalia; Rodentia; Sciuridae
Gene: Snip1
Product: Smad nuclear interacting protein 1
Molecular function (GO): protein binding
Source: RefSeq, a predicted model, not a curated record
GUCAUUUCCUUCAGGGAGAAGAGCUUAACGGACCUAUUUUUUCUUUCGCUCAACCAAACUCGCAGAAUGAAGGAGAUGAAGAGCGAGAGGGAGCGAGGAAGCCGGCGAAGGCACCGGGAUGGGGACGUGGUGGCGGCAGCGACGGUGGUGGUGAAGCAGGAGCGCCUCAGCCCGGAAGCCGCGCCUCCAAUCCACCGCCGUUCGGACUUCUCCGGCGGCAGCCCGUCCCCGCCGCCCGGCGAGGCCGGCCGCCCCGGCCACCGUGGGAACCGAGCCCGAGGAGUUAGCCGGUCCCCAGCCAAAAAGAAAAACAAGACUUCAGGGAGAAGAAGCAAGUCUCCUCGGAAUAAGAGAAGCCGAAGUCCUCAUCACUCAACAGUCAAAGUGAAGCAGGAGCGGGAGGAUCAUCCCCGGAGAGGACGGGAGGAUCGGCAGCACCGUGAAUCAUCAGAACAGGAACACAGGAGAGCUAGGAACAGUGACCGAGACAGACACCGGGGCCAUUCCCGCCAAAGGAGAAGUUCUGAUGAGAGGCCUGGGAGCGGGCAGGCCUCUGGACGGGAUCGAGACAGCCAAAACCUGCAGGCUCAGGAGGAAGAGCGGGAGUUUUAUAAUGCCAGGCGCCGGGAGCAUCGCCAGAAGAAUGAAAUCAGUGGCAGUGCUAAUGAGGCUCAGGAGGUGAUUCCUCGACCUGGUGGCAAUAAUAAAGACAAAGAGGUGCCUGCUAAAGAAAAACCAAGCUGUGAACUUUCUGGUGCACUUCUUGAGGACACCAACACUUUCCGGGGUGUAGUCAUUAAAUACAGYGAGCCCCCAGAAGCUCGUAUCCCCAAAAAACGAUGGCGUCUCUACCCCUUUAAAAAUGAUGAGGUACUUCCAGYCAUGUAUAUCCAUCGACAGAGUGCCUACCUUUUGGGUCGACAUCGCCGCAUUGCAGACAUUCCAAUUGAUCAUCCCUCGUGUUCAAAGCAACAUGCAGUCUUUCAGUAUCGGCUUGUGGAAUACACCCGUGCUGAUGGCACAGUUGGCCGAAGGGUGAAGCCCUACAUCAUUGACCUUGGCUCAGGCAAUGGAACCUUCUUGAACAACAAGCGCAUUGAGCCACAGAGAUAUUAUGAACUGAAAGAAAAGGAUGUGCUUAAAUUUGGAUUCAGCAGCAGAGAGUAUGUCUUGCUUCAUGAGUCAUCAGAUACCUCUGAACUAGACAGAAAGGAAGAUGAGGAUGACGAGGAGGAGGAGGAAAUAGUGUCUGACAGCUAGCAAACUUAACCAAACCAUUGAGACAUUUUUCCUUCUUGGAAGACUUUAGGAUUGCCUCAAAGAGCACGGUGGUGCUCUCUGUAAUGCCUUUUAUUGCCUUAAGUCUUUCCUGUGUUGCUGACCAGCUUAUUUUACAGUGUAAGAACACUGACUUAGAUUUUGUUGAACUUUUUCCUGUGGCACAUCAGCCACGUGUCUGUGCCAUUUGUUUUCAGAAGAGUCUCACCGAUUACAACACGUCGUUUUAGUAGAAGCAUUGUGGCUUUAGUUGGUGCUUUCAGAACUGCUGCCUAGGAAACUAACCCUUAUUUGAAGGGGAGUCAUGGCUUGUUCUCUUUGUAUAGUUACUUUAUUAUUUAUUUAGUUGUUAAGCUUUGUGGAYCAGGAGUUUUUGUUUGGGGGCAAACCUCUAAACAGAAUCUUAAUAAGCUUUGGUUGUCACCAAAACAGCCUCCACCAAAGCUUUGACCUGGUUGAGCUCUUGAGUCAUAGAAGUUGAUUU